AGCAGUCAGCAGAGUGGAGGUGAGCUGGCAUGGGCAACUUGAAGAGUGUGGGCCAGGAGCCUGGGCCACCCUGUGGCCUAGGGCUCGGGCUGGGCCUAGGGCUAUGCGGCAAGCAGGGCCCAGCCUCACCGGCACCAGAGCCUAGCCAGGCACCAGUACCCCCGUCCCCAACCCGACCAGCACCAGACCACAGGUGAGGGGCACAUGGCUGUGAGCAGCCCCCCGUUAACCCGGCCCCCAGACGGACCCAAGUUUCCUCGAGUAAAGAACUGGGAAGUGGGCAGCAUCACCUACGAUACCCUCAGUGCACAGGCUCAGCAGGAUGGGCCCUGUACCCCAAGACGCUGCUUGGGAUCCCUGGUAUUUCCAAGGAAGUUACAGAGCCGGCCCACCCAGGGCCCUUCACCCACUGAGCAGCUAUUGGGUCAAGCCCGGGACUUCAUCAAUCAGUACUAUAACUCGAUCAAAAGGAGUGGUUCCCAGGCUCAUGAGCAGCGGCUUCAGGAAGUGGAAGCUGAGGUGGUGGCCACGGGCACCUACCAGCUCCGGGAGAGUGAGCUGGUGUUUGGGGCCAAACAGGCCUGGCGCAACGCUCCCCGCUGUGUGGGGCGGAUCCAGUGGGGGAAACUGCAGGUAUUUGAUGCUCGGGACUGCAGGACAGCACAGGAAAUGUUCACCUACAUCUGUAACCACAUUAAGUAUGCAACAAACCGAGGCAAUCUUCGUUCAGCCAUCACGGUGUUCCCCCAGCGCUACGCUGGCCGGGGAGACUUCCGGAUCUGGAACAGCCAGCUGGUGCGCUACGCGGGCUAUAGGCAGCAGGACGGCUCUGUGCGAGGGGACCCUGCCAACGUGGAGAUCACUGAGCUCUGUAUUCAACAUGGCUGGACCCCAGGAAAUGGCCGCUUUGAUGUGCUGCCCCUGCUACUCCAGGCUCCCGAUGAGCCCCCAGAACUCUUCACUCUGCCCCCAGAGCUGGUCCUCGAGGUGCCUCUGGAGCACCCCACGCUAGAGUGGUUUGCUGCCCUUGGCCUGCGCUGGUAUGCCCUCCCAGCUGUGUCCAAUAUGCUGCUAGAAAUCGGGGGCCUGGAGUUUCCGGCUGCCCCUUUCAGCGGCUGGUACAUGAGUUCAGAGAUUGGCAUGAGGGACCUGUGUGACCCUCACCGAUACAACAUACUUGAGGAUGUGGCUGUCUGCAUGGAUCUAGACACCCGGACAACCUCAUCACUGUGGAAAGACAAGGCAGCAGUGGAAAUUAACGUGGCUGUGCUGUACAGUUACCAGCUGGCCAAAGUGACCAUUGUGGACCACCAUGCCGCCACAGCCUCCUUCAUGAAGCACUUGGAAAAUGAGCAGAAGGCCAGAGGGGGCUGCCCUGCUGACUGGGCCUGGAUCGUGCCCCCCAUCUCAGGCAGCCUCACCCCUGUCUUCCAUCAAGAGAUGGUCAACUAUUUCCUGUCCCCUGCCUUCCGCUACCAGCCUGACCCCUGGAAAGGAAGUGCAGCAAAAGGCACAGGCAUCACCAGGAAGAAGACUUUUAAGGAAGUAGCCAAUGCAGUGAAGAUCUCUGCCUCACUCAUGGGCACGGUGAUGGCGAAGCGUGUGAAGGCGACUAUCCUGUAUGGCUCUGAGACUGGCCGCGCCCAGAGCUACGCACAGCAGCUGGGGAGGCUCUUUCGGAAGGCGUUUGACCCCCGGGUCCUGUGCAUGGAUGAAUACGAUGUGGUAUCCCUAGAGCAUGAGGCCUUGGUAUUGGUGGUGACCAGCACAUUUGGCAAUGGGGAUCCCCCGGAGAAUGGAGAGAGCUUUGCAGCAGCGCUGAUGGAAAUGUCGGGCCCCUACAACAGCUCCCCUCGGCCUGAGCAGCACAAGAGUUACAAAAUCCGAUUCAACAGUGUCUCCUGCUCGGACCCACUGGUAUCCUCUUGGCGGCGCAAAAGGAAGGAAUCCAGUAACACAGACAGUGCAGGGGCCCUGGGCACCCUCAGGUUCUGUGUGUUUGGGCUGGGCUCCAGAGCAUACCCGCACUUCUGUGCCUUUGCUCGAGCGGUGGACACAAGGCUGGAGGAGCUGGGCGGGGAGCGACUGUUGCAGCUGGGCCAGGGUGAUGAGCUCUGCGGCCAGGAGGAGGCUUUCCGAGGCUGGGCCCAGGCAGCCUUCCAGGCUGCCUGUGAAACUUUCUGUGUGGGAGAAGAUGCCAAGGCUGCUGCCCGAGAUAUCUUCAGUCCCAAGCGCAGCUGGAAACGCCAGAGGUACCGGCUGAGUACCCAAGCUGAGAGCCUGCAAUUACUGCCAGGGCUGACUCACGUGCACAGACGGAAGAUGUUCCAGGCUACAAUUCUUUCUGUGGAGAACCUACAGAGCAGCAAAUCCACCCGAGCCACAAUCCUGGUGCGUCUGGACACUGGAAGCCAGGAGGGACUGCAGUACCAGCCAGGGGACCACAUAGGUGUGUGCCCACCCAACCGGCCUGGCCUAGUGGAGGCGCUGCUGAGCCGAGUGGAGGACCCUCCGCCAUCCACAGAGCCUGUGGCCGUGGAACAACUGGAAAAAGGCAGCCCUGGUGGCCCUCCCCCCGGCUGGGUACGGGACCCCCGGCUUCCCCCAUGUACGCUGCGCCAGGCUCUCACUUACUUCCUGGACAUCACUUCCCCGCCCAGCCCUCGCCUUCUUCGACUGCUGAGCACCCUGGCAGAGGAGUCCAGCGAACAGCAGGAGCUAGAGGCUCUCAGCCAGGACCCCCGGCGCUACGAAGAAUGGAAGUGGUUCCGCUGCCCCACACUGCUAGAGGUGCUGGAACAAUUUCCAUCCGUGGCACUGCCUGCCCCGCUGAUCCUCACCCAGCUGCCCCUGCUCCAGCCCCGGUACUACUCUGUCAGCUCAGCACCCAGCGCCCACCCAGGAGAGAUCCACCUCACUGUAGCUGUGCUGGCAUACAGAACCCAGGAUGGGCUGGGCCCUCUGCACUAUGGGGUCUGUUCCACAUGGAUGAGCCAACUCAAGGCAGGAGACCCGGUGCCCUGCUUCAUCAGGGGGGCUCCCUCCUUCCGGCUGCCACCUGAUCCUAACUUGCCUUGCAUCCUGGUGGGCCCAGGGACUGGUAUUGCACCCUUCCGGGGAUUCUGGCAAGACCGAUUACACGACAUUGAGAUCAAAGGACUGCAGCCUGCCCCCAUGACUUUGGUGUUUGGCUGCCGAUGCUCCCAACUGGACCAUCUCUACCGGGACGAGGUACUGGACGCCCAGCAGCGUGGAGUGUUUGGACAAGUCCUCACCGCCUUUUCCAGGGAUCCUGGCAGCCCUAAGACCUAUGUGCAAGACCUCCUGAGGACAGAGCUGGCCGCGGAGGUUCACCGCGUGCUGUGCCUCGAGCAAGGACACAUGUUUGUCUGCGGUGAUGUCACUAUGGCAACCAGCGUCCUGCAAACCGUGCAGCGAAUUCUGGCAACAGAGGGCAGCAUGGAGCUGGAUGAAGCCGGUGACGUCAUCGGCGUGCUGCGGGAUCAGCAACGCUACCACGAGGACAUUUUCGGACUCACAUUGCGCACCCAGGAGGUGACGAGCCGCAUCCGCACCCAGAGUUUUUCUUUGCAGGAGCGACAGCUGAGGGGUGCAGUGCCCUGGUCCUUUGACCCGCCUACCCAAGAAACACCUGGUUCCUGACAAUCUUCUUCCCCUCCAGUUCCCGGAGAGAGGGACUGCGUCGCUUCAUUAGGUUGACCAAGGCAAACCACCCUCUCUGGAAUGCCCACAGCAUCAGUUGCGAGGCUGCCGAUUUAAGAACUCUCUUCUCGGGGCUGGGGAUUUAGCUCAGUGGUAAAGCGCUUGCCUAGGAAGCGCAAGGCCCUGGGUUCGGUCCCCAGCUCCGGAAAAAAAAAAAAACUCUCUUCUCUCUCCAGUUUAACUAGACUGGGAGGGAGUCAGCCUAAAUCCUGAAGGUUCCUCCGGCUGUGGUAUUAGGACAUCCUGCUGCCCUCUUCGUAUGCUUUGAUGGACUGUAGACUCCCUUUCUCUCUCUCUCUCUCUCUCUCUCUCUCUCUCUCUCUCUCUCUCUCUCUGCAGUAUCUUACCUUUAAAGUCUAAGUCAUCCCGAUAUUUAUUGAAAAUUUAUCAUAAAAGAUCAUGCCAGAUGUCAUGAGAUGCCCAACCCAACACUUGUGAAUUACAGCGAUUGAAAAGGA
Molecule: messenger RNA, 4181 nt
Organism: Rattus norvegicus (Norway rat)
Lineage: Eukaryota; Metazoa; Chordata; Mammalia; Rodentia; Muridae
Gene: Nos3
Product: nitric oxide synthase 3
Biological process (GO): response to nutrient levels; response to mechanical stimulus; negative regulation of smooth muscle cell proliferation
Cellular component (GO): caveola; cytoskeleton; plasma membrane
Molecular function (GO): FMN binding; calmodulin binding; oxidoreductase activity
Source: RefSeq, a predicted model, not a curated record